UCAUGUGUCAGAGAGACCUCCCUCUGCUGGUUUGACGCCUCCCGCGCCAAACUGGGGCCCAGUCUGCAUGAUGGCACAACUAAACUUCCCCAAAACUCUCACAGUUUUUUCAAAGCUGAUGAACUGCUGACAUCUCUGACAGUUGCUGCAGCUGAAACUAUCAAAUGCAUCACAUCCUGCACACCGGAAGAUUUUUACUGGGAAACCCCUGCCACACAGCCUGGCACAAGUGUUGCUCGAGCUUUUCAAAGAUGAUGCGUGCAGUGUGUGUUGACGUACCAGGAGGACCGGAGAAUUUACUGCUGCGAAGUGUCCCCAGACCUCAGCUGAAAGAUGGAGAAGUCCUUAUUAAAGUUCACGCAACUGCCCUCAACAGGGCCGACCUACUGCAGAGGCGAGGACUGUACCCACCUCCCCCAGGUGAGAGUGACAUCAUAGGCCUGGAGGUGGCUGGCACUGUGGAUACUCUGGGCCCCGGGGUGAAAGGAGACUGGAGGCUAGAUGAGCGGGUCAUGGCUUUGCUCCCCGGAGGAGGAUAUGCAGAAUAUGUUUCUGUGCCAGAGCAGCUUCUCAUGCCCGUCCCCUCUAAUCUGACUCUCUGCCAGGCGGCUGCGAUCCCAGAGGCCUGGCUCACCGCUUUUCAGCUGCUCGCUUUUGUAGCUCAGGUGAAGGAGGGUGAAGUAGUUCUGGCUCACGCUGGAGCCAGCGGAGUCGGCACAGCUGCUGUUCAGCUGGUCCGUCUGUUUGGUGCCGUGCCCGUCGUUACUGCUGGGAGCGCAGAAAAACUGAAGAUAGCGGAGAAUCUGGGAGCAGCCGCUGGGUUCAAUUACAAAGAGGAGAGCUUCGCACAGGGAGUUCAUGACUUCACAGGAGGCAAAGGAGCAAACAUCAUCCUCGACUGCGUCGGUGGGUCUAACUGGGAGCAGAAUGUGAGCUCUUUGGCCACUGACGGCAGGUGGGUGCUGUACGGCACCAUGGGGGGCAGGUCGGUGAAUGGAGAUCUGCUGGGCAAACUGCUCGCCAAGCGGGGCCACUUGCUCUGCAGCCUCCUCCGCUCUCGCAGCCUCCAGUACAAAGCAGAGCUUGUGAAGGCGUUUUCACACAGGGUGUUACCGUGUUUCUCAGACCAGCCAGCGUCACUGAGGCCUGUCAUCGACAGCACCUUCAACCUGGAGGACAUCGCAGACGCUCACAGGCACAUGGAGGCCAAUAAGAACACGGGGAAGAUCGUCAUUAAUGUGGUUCCACAGAGUCAGUGAUGAACAGCUGCAGUGACACUGACAGAAAUAUAAUUACUCUGAUUUAUGUCAGACAAUCUACCAACACAGUGUUAUCUGAAAACUAUUUAUCUAAUACAAAAGUUGAUUUUAAAUAUUCAUCCACUAAUAGUCCGAUGAUGAUUUUUUUUAUCUGUAACAACAUGAAUAACCACUACUAAAUGUUUAUUAUCAGUACUGUGAUUCUGUAUCUGUGAAAGGUGCUACAAAAAUAAACUUUACAUAUUUACUUACA
Messenger RNA from Epinephelus moara (kelp grouper), 1512 nucleotides. RefSeq names its product tumor protein p53 inducible protein 3 (gene tp53i3). NCBI's taxonomy places the organism in Eukaryota, Metazoa, Chordata, Actinopteri, Perciformes, Serranidae. The record is from RefSeq and is a predicted model, not a curated record. The transcript has 7 exons. Bases 165 to 1259 code for a protein of 364 amino acids. Gene Ontology annotation, molecular function: quinone binding; quinone reductase (NADPH) activity; NADPH binding.